Brassica napus (rape) is the source of this 2561-nucleotide messenger RNA. Its product is annotated as BTB/POZ domain-containing protein NPY3-like. The transcript is spliced from 4 exons. The record is from RefSeq and is a predicted model, not a curated record. NCBI's taxonomy places the organism in Eukaryota, Viridiplantae, Streptophyta, Magnoliopsida, Brassicales, Brassicaceae. Gene Ontology annotation, molecular function: protein binding. The coding region runs from base 767 to 2425 and encodes 552 amino acids.
UUUUUACUUGCCCUGAUCUAAAGUCCAUGUAAAAGCAUAUAAAUCACUUCUUUUUUUCUCUAGGUUUGGAAGUAAACUUGUCUACUGAUAAUAUCUACACAUUUUAAUUUAUUUGUUUGGUAGAUUUGAAACUUGAACCACAUGUUUUGGUAUAUCUUGAAAAGACCAUAUUUCUAUAAAUGGGUCGAUCUUAUUAGAAAAAUUACCAGGUUUUGGAUAAUUCAUUUAUCACACAAAACAUAAUCUUUCUUUCUUUCCUUCUUUGGCAACUCUCCAUUGAUCUCCAUUGUUUUUCUUUAAUUUUAAUGCUUUUGUUAAUCAAGAAACCUGCUUUAUUCUUAAACCGGAUAUUCGUUCUUUUAUCUAGGGUUCUGGGUUUUUGUUUCUUCUUCCUUUGAUGCUUUCUGAACAUGAAAAAAAGAUUCUGUAUACAAAAACAGAACAUUGAAAAAAGAAACAGAGACUUUGGUAAUAAAGAAAUACGCGCAACGUGUCGGAUUUAUAAGCAAGUGGAGCAUCUUUAUUUUGUGUUUUGGUCUUUCAUGUUUCCCCCUUUAAUCUCUCAUAGAGAGUUACCAAACUUAAUAAUAAGCAAUAUAUAGAUUUCUUCUCUUUCAGUUUAAGUCUUAAAGUCUACAGUUUAUUGCUUCAACAACACUCUUCUUGUUUAUGCUUUUGCAUCCAAUAAGGAUCUCAGAUUUUUAAUCCUUAAUGCUCUUCUGGUUACUACAACUUUUCCACAGAUUCAGCUUAAGACAGAAGAGAAAUGAAGUUUAUGAAACUUGGAUCCAAACCGGAUUCAUUCCAAUCUGAAGAAGAUUGCAUAAGGUAUGUAGCAUCCGACUUAGCCACCGAUGUAGUUGUAAACGUUGGAGACGUGAAGUUCUAUCUCCACAAGUUUCCUCUUCUGUCCAAAAGCGCACGUCUUCAAAAACUAAUAGCCGCAACGAUCAACGAACAACAACAACAACAACAACCAGACGACGAAAUCUCCAUUCCCGACAUCCCGGGAGGACCACCAGCGUUCGAGAUAUGCGCCAAGUUCUGCUACGGCAUGACCGUGACCCUCAACGCGUACAGCGUCGUAGCCGCGCGUUGCGCGGCCGAGUACCUCGAGAUGUACGAGUCGGUCGAGACCGGGAACCUCGUUUACAAGAUCGAGGUGUUCUUGAACUCGAGCGUUUUGAGAAGCUGGAAAGACUCCAUCAUCGUCCUCCAGACGACGAGAGCGUUUCAUCCCUGGUCUCGAGAUGCGAAGAUCGAUGCAAGGUGUUUGGAGUCUAUCGCUUCGAAAGCUGCGGUGGAUCCAGCUAGAGUAGAUUGGUCUUAUACGUGUAACAGAAGAAAGGUUAACAGCAUCGGCGUGGUGCCUAGAGACUGGUGGGUGGAGGAUCUAACCGAGCUUAGUAUAGAUUUAUACGAGAGAGUUGUUUCGACUAUAAGAAGAAAAGGUGGUGUCUCCGGUGAGGUUAUAGGAGAAGCUCUCGAGGUAUACGCGGCGAAGAGAGUCCAGUUAGAUGAUCGUGACGUGGAGACGUUGAUCUCGUUGCUGCCUGGUGAGAAACAGAGUGUUUCUUGCGGGUUCUUGAUUAAACUUUUGAAAUCUUGUGGAGAAGACGUGAGGAAAGAGUUGAGUAAGAGGAUAGGAGAGAAGCUAGAGGAAGCCAAUGUGGAUGAUCUCUUGAUUAGAGCUUCCGAUGGAUGUGAAACGGUCUAUGACGUUGACAUUGUUGAGACGUUGAUCGAUGAGUUUGUUACGCAAACAGAGAAAAGAGACGAGGUUGGUCGUUCAGACAGCUCGGAAGCAGUUGUGGCAAAGCUAAUCGAUGGAUACUUGUCUGAAAUAGCGAGAAUCGAACCGAAUCUAGAGCCUUUAAAGUUCAUUGCAAUUGCGGAAAAGGUUUCGAGUUUCCCGAGAUCGUCACACGAUGGAGUUUAUCGUGCCAUUGACAUGUUCUUGAAGGAGCAUCCAGGAACAACAAAGAGCAAGAAGAAAUCGAUAUGCAGAUUAAUGGAUUGCCGGAAACUAUCACCGGAAGCAUGCGCUCACGCGGUGCAAAACGAACGGUUACCUUUACGUGUCGUUGUGCAGAUACUCUUCUUCGAGCAGGUGCGAGCUACUGCGAAACCUUCUCUUCCACCUAGCGGCUCUCACGGGAGCUCGAGGACGACGACGGAAGAAGAGUGUGACUCAGUCACGGCCACGGAGGAGACAACGACGACGAGAGACAAGACAAGUGGUUCUGAGAAGACCAAGGCUAAAGGAGUUGUGAUGUCUCGGAUUUUCUCGAAGCUUUGGACUGGUAAAGACAGAGAUGGUGUCGGGGAUGUUAGUAGCUCAGAUACGUCUGAAAGUCCUGGCUCAGCUACCACCGUCGAUGAUAAAUCAACGCCGUCGACUCGCCGGAGAAGAUCAUCGUCUUGACUUUAGUCUUUUUUUUUGGUUUUCUUAAUUAGGCUUUCUAUUAAGCUAACUUGUUUUAGAUCAAAAUGGGUUUGGUAUAAAAUCACAGCCCAUUAAUAAUUAUAAGGCCAUCUAUUAAGGAUGAUAAUUCGGAAAA